GCUAACCAAUCAGAGAUGGAGGCGGGACUGAGCGGCUCUUCUGAUGGUUCGCUCAGCAGCAGGAGGUUUCUGGUUGCUCCUUUAGUCCCAUAGAAAUGGGUAGGUUCUUAAAUGUUCUUCGCAGCUGGCUGGUAAUGGUGUCAGUGAUUGCCAUGGGCAACACAAUCCAGAGCUUUCGGGAUCAUAGCUUCCUAUCUGAAAAACUUUACACGGGGACCCCUGAGUUUGUGAAUGGUCUGCAGGCACGAACAUUUGGAAUAUGGACUCUCCUUACAUCAAUAAUACGCUGCGCCUGUGCUGUAGACAUACAAAACAAAACGUUAUAUCACAUCACCCUGUGGACGUUUGUUUUGGCUUUGGGUCAUUUUAUGUCUGAAGCAUUUAUUUACAAAACUGCUCCACUUACAAUUGGUGUUAUGGCUCCACUCAUAGUGGCAGGGUUUUCAAUUAUUGGAAUGCUUUUUGGGUUCCAAUGUAUGGCAGAGCCUCAGGAUGCAGUGGUAGCUCGGCAGAAAAAGCGAAACUGAGGAGGUGGAUGAGUGACACCAGCUGAACGUUUCUGGACUGCUGAAACAAGUGGCUGCACGGUGGAGCAUUUUAACAGGACACUGUCAUAUGCUAAGUGAUUAGGAGCUCCCUGUACAUUCCUAAUUCAAGUGACACGCACAAACAAAAAUCAAGGUGAUGGUGUUUGCAUUUUAAUUUCUUUCAUGUUCAGGGUAUUUCAUAUUCAUCCUGCUUUUGUACACACCAUAUAAAUGUGAUCCAGAGAACUUUAAUGCCAUCCAGUGCAGUGCCAGGUUCAAGCUGACCAUCUUUUGUGUAUUAAGGUUGAAGUCUGGCUGCUUCCUUCUGCAUGUUAGCAGAGUUCAAUGGGCACUGACUAAAAAGGGCAUAAAUCAAAGCUUGGAUCUGAAGAACGUGAUUCAAUGUAAAAAAAAAAAAAAAAAAAAUGUCAAAAUACAGGCAAAUUAUUAAUUUGAAAAUGUACUGGUAAAACCAGUUUGCCAGGUUACUAAUAUAUAAGUUGUUUUCAAUUCUUAUAAUUUUUAGGAGGAUUUAAACUGAUAAGUUUAUAACUACAUUAUGAUCCAGACAACAUACCGCGGUGUUGUUUGAUGGUUGAAAAGGGCUACAUAAGGUGAUCACAUUUAAAUAUCUAAUAAUAGUACAAGCUUUUGGCUUGUGCAGAAGACAAAUUCAGGAGCUCAUCUAAUCCAUGCUGAAUAAAGCACACAGGCAGCCGUCUUCUCAUAUGAAUGCUGGUUUAUGAGAAUCUGAACUAAGUAAGUGUGGUCUUCUGGUUUGUCUGCUUCAAAGAAAUUGCCUAUUCAUAUAAUUUAUGAGAAUUUUGGGACAUGUGUCACAGAUGUUGUACUCUUAGAUAAGUUGUACCUUUUGCAUCUCUUGACAUUAUAAAACCUACACUGUACUGUGCCAGCCAAUGAUUACAAAAUCAACAAGUGCCCCCACAGACUCAGUAAGGGUAUAGUUCUAACUUUGUAACUGAAGAACAACUCAUUUGAGUUGCUAAAUUCACUCUGUGUAGAUGACAGUGAAGAUCUGCAGGGAAGGAAACUCAUGAACUGGGAUAUCUGGCAUGGGAAAUCUAUCACUGAACAGUAUUAGGAACCCCCUGUCUGUUGGAAGCACUGGCUGCUCGUUCAUUUUAGCCAAAGGGUUUUUUACAUAAUCAUGUUUUCCAUGCAUGUGCCCAACAUGCCUUCCACAGUGUGUCCCUCCCUUGAACGUUUCUGCUUUGUUCAGGUUGAGGGGGUUAUAGGUGUUCUGUUACUUAUUCCUCUCAAAUUUAGAAUUUGACAUUUCUGAGACUAACCCACUUUCUAGACUUCUCCUUUUAAACAUAGAAUUACUAUUCUCUAUUAAUAUCCUACUCUAGAAAAAUAAAAUGUAAAAAUAUAAUCUUAUCCCUGAACCUUGAGUUAACAAAUUACAAGCCUCUAACUUGCCAGUCUCACAACAGUUUUGUGAAGUAAUAGAAUCUAAAAUUGCUGUACACUUUAGAAGUUUAUUUUAAAUUAGGGGUAGUUAGUGCUGCCUCUACAAAUCCAGUGUUCAGUGCUAAAAUCCUGCGCUGCUCCUUUUCAUUGUGGAGUUUGCAUGUUCUCUCCAAUUCUCCCACAUUCAAAUACGAGUAAAUGCAUGUUCAGUUAACUGGCCCUUUCAUGAACGAACGUGGAUGUGUGUGUGAUUGGCCCCAGUGAUGGACUUGCUGAAUGCCCACUGCCAUGUGCUUGUUGAGUAUAUUUUAAUAAAACAUACAAUGUUAUUUCUAAAACAAUAAAUAUUAAAACAAAUUUUUUCUGAUUUAGUUUAUGCUUCCUUGUUUCAGUGAGUUAUGACUUUUUAUGUACUUUCAGCAGCUUUUGUAAAUUAACAUACCCACCACAACAUUCAUCAAAGGCACAUAUCACUGUGGCUUACGCAUCACAAUCAAUAGUAGAAAAGCAGAUUAAAAAUCAAAAACAUAAAGCAAACUAAAACAAAUAACAGUAGAAGGCAGUGUAGGAGGAGGUCAUAUAUGAUGUAGUAGCUAUACAAAUGGCCUGCAUUUUAAAAAUGAAAUUAUCUGUAAGCAAACCUAGUUGUGUGCGACUUGUGUUUGGAAUUUGUCAAUGCAAAGUCUCUUGGCACUUAAACUAAUGAGGGGGAAAAAUAUAGAAAAGAAAGUCACAGGUUUAUUUGAUACUCUUCAAGGUGAAUGUCAUCCCAAUGCAUUUCAUACAUAACAAUUUAUUUGCUACAGUAUAUAAACGUACUAAAAUGUACCCAUUUCUAUUUAA
This is a messenger RNA of Erpetoichthys calabaricus (reedfish), 2804 nucleotides long. It is a transcript of the gene erg28, whose product is annotated as ergosterol biosynthesis 28 homolog. Gene Ontology annotation, molecular function: protein-macromolecule adaptor activity. The transcript has 5 exons. NCBI's taxonomy places the organism in Eukaryota, Metazoa, Chordata, Cladistia, Polypteriformes, Polypteridae. The record is from RefSeq and is a predicted model, not a curated record. Gene Ontology annotation, cellular component: endoplasmic reticulum; membrane. The coding region runs from base 96 to 527 and encodes 143 amino acids.